AUGGCCGACCUCGGAAGCGUACCACCAUCACCAGUACCUCCUGCGCCGCAGAUUGGCGUGCUCCCACUUCUACCUCUCGACCAACUGCCACCUGAUAAUCAACCGUUGGCGCACCCUGUGGGUGACUACGCGUGGCUUGACGCCCAAGUGAACAACGCGAACGAUCCGAUCAACUUCACGCCGCCGCAAGCUCCGAUUCCCUUCAACGGGCUGGCCUUUGAACACGACUUCAACCAUCACGGCGAUCCCGACGUUGAGCAAUGGGUUCCGGAUCACGAUGCAUUUGACGGACAAGCUCCUGGGCAAGGGGAUUUCGACCUCGAUAUACAGCCUUUACUACUUUUACCAUCUCUCUUUGCCUUGGUGGACCUCAAUCCCGACUUCGAACUUGGAGCUGCCCCAGCAGCGAUUCAAGAGAUGGCUCCAAUCCUCGACAUGCCUGAGCCGCAGGACCCGAUGGAGGGUAUGGCGGUGUUUGGCGGUGAAGAACUGGCGUUACCGGGUGGAGAUGGGAACGGCGUGCCAGCCGUAUGGCCGCCUAUUGCUGGGGACCACGACCAACUACCUCAACUUGAAGAUGUAGUGCAAGUACCUAUUGCUCACGAAGAGGAAGCCGAAUUUGAGGAUGCUCAACAUGAAGCUGCGUUACCACUGCCUCACGACAUACAGGAGGCGAUGGCCGCGUUGGCUCUUGAGCUCUCGCCCUGGGAGGGCGGAGACGAUAGCGAUCUUCUUGAACUUUUGGUUCGAGCUCGCGGCGAUAUUGUCGUUUUGAAAAGGGAGCGUGCGGACGUUCGUGAAGAACCUCACCGGCGUACCCGUUUCGUUAGCGCGUUCCAAUCGGUGGAACGAGGUAUUAAGGUUGGUAGCAGCUCCGCCAAGCGCACUCUGCGUUCGUUUUCGAGGCGGGUUGGUGAAAAGAUGGUGCGAAGGCACAAGGAUGCGAGCAGCAUGCUCGGACCGGGGCGAACAAUGCCAAGUACGGAAGGUUUCAGUAGGACUGCGUGA
Messenger RNA from Peniophora sp. CBMAI 1063, 1008 nucleotides. The record is from the annotation of a GenBank genome assembly. Lineage: Eukaryota; Fungi; Basidiomycota; Agaricomycetes; Russulales; Peniophoraceae.